This is a messenger RNA of Lichtheimia ornata, 2070 nucleotides long. RefSeq lists its product as uncharacterized. The transcript is spliced from 2 exons. NCBI's taxonomy places the organism in Eukaryota, Fungi, Mucoromycota, Mucoromycetes, Mucorales, Lichtheimiaceae. The coding region runs from base 1 to 2070 and encodes 689 amino acids. The record is from RefSeq and is a predicted model, not a curated record. Gene Ontology annotation, molecular function: protein binding. Gene Ontology annotation, cellular component: SCF ubiquitin ligase complex. Gene Ontology annotation, biological process: SCF-dependent proteasomal ubiquitin-dependent protein catabolic process.
AUGACCGUUGUCGAGAACAUUAGCUGGUCCGAAUUACUGAAGAGCACCAAUCUCACAGCUCAACAUGGUAAUGACGGCAACCGAAUUGCCACGGCAACCGAGUCUUUGAAGCAAACAGCCCACCAAUUCACCCAAGUCCUCAAUGAGCGUGCCAUACUUUUUGCCAACAGUGCCCAGUUUGGUGCAGCCCUGCAUGAUGCAGCAGCCAUAAGAGCCCUAUUACCGGGAUCAGGGCUUGGGUAUUUGUGUACAGGAGACGUGCACUGCCAACAAGGACGUUACGCAGCAGCGAUUUCCAUAUACGACCAAGGGCUUGAAACAGUACCUGAUACCGAUGCCUAUUACCAACAGCUUCAACAGCAUCGAUUAGCAGCAAUAGCCAACAACAAUAAACGUGUCGAUUUCAUCAACGAGUUGCCAUUGGAUAUUGUCAUCUCCCACAUUGUAUCAAGGAUAGCAGCAGACUUGGGAUCUAAUGAGCUGUAUGAGCCUCUUUAUGUAUCACGUGCCUGGCAGGAGCGUAUUUUGCAGCGACCUGACGGUUUGGACUUUGCUUUGGGCCAAGAAUGGGUCACCUUGAAGAACGGUCAUGAUCAACUUGUCCGGUUUGCACCCUAUAUCCGACGCAUAUCAGGAAGCAUUAAAAAUGGUAUUCAUUUGGACGAUCUCCUUUCUCGUGCACACUUUUCGAAUCUUAAACGACUAGAUUUAUUCUAUGACGACCCCUCUCAUGAUGCAUUGAUAAACGGCCUGCAAUUGGUUGGUGAUUCGCUGACGCACUUGGCCAUUGAAGGGGAUCCUUAUAACAUUGAACUCUAUCGCAUUGUGGAAUCAUGCCCAAAUCUUGUAUCUCUGGUGGUCGAUAAUGUGCGCGUUGUUAUGUCUUCUUCAUCAGGACGCUAUCCCAAGAUGACGCAUCUUAGAAUUUACAACGUACCAGUGGCAGUUCCCAGCGAUGAUGAUGUGAUUGAUCUCCUAAGUCGGUUUCCUUCUUUAUUGUCAUUCGAUAUUACACCGAAGCCUUCAUCCAGUGUCUUGACUCUUCUACAUGAGCAUUGCCCAUAUCUACAGCAACUUCAUUACGGCUGUUACAGCGGUGCUACAGACGAACCUGAUUUACACAAAGUUGAACUCCAUCCAAAUGGAAAAGGGAUCACCUCGGCUCAUCUGGGAAAUGAAGGAUACGAUUAUGACCAUGACGACCUGAUUCAAUUCUUACACCUGCACAGACAUUCAUUGGAAGCAAUUGAUUUUGGCUGCUCUAAUAUUAAUGACAACGAUUGCCAUUGGAAGUUGGAGAAUGGAAACGUAGUACUACAGGCGCACGAUCAUCAUCGAGAUAUGCCUACAAGUCUACUCCCUGAAAAUGAUCCAACUCAAACGAAGACUAUAUUCAAACGACUUGUGGAUGUAUCUUUUUUGAAUGAUGAUCCGUCAUCAUCAUCUCGUGGUUUUAUGUUAUGGUUGAUAUCGAAUGCACCCAAUCUUAAAGCGAUCCAUCUCACUGAAUCCCAUUUUCUGCCUGAUGUCUCAAAGGCGAUGAUCAAGAUGAGCCACCUUUCAAAGUUGGAAAUUACCAGGGUUGCGGGAACUGCCGAGUAUAUCGAUCCCAUCAUUUCAUUGAUGCAGCAUCAUAUUGCAAUGGAGGAUCAGUCAACGCUCGAAGAAAUCAUCAUACACAUAGAUGGUGGGAAUAUGGAUGCAGUAACAUGGCUAGGUUUCAUUUCUCAAAUGAAGCGUCUCAAGGACCUGAGCUUGCUCACGAGGGUCAUUCCCGAAGAUUGCUUACCAGCAUUGGAGAAGAUAGGUCAAGGCUGCUCCUCUCUAGAAAGCUUAACGCUUGGUACUUGGUCUUACAGAGGAUCCUCUAUUGCCGAUGGCGUUAUAAGAUCUUUUAGGCAACAUCCCAAUCUUAAACAUCUUACUAUUGAAUCCAAAUCUUUAUUAGCCACCGACGUUUUAGCCUUGAAUACACUUCCACGUUUAGAACGGCUUCGUCUUAAUUAUUAUACUCCCGAUUUGGUCAAAGACAUGUUACGUAGAGUCCUUCCAAAUGUCAUUAUUGAAUAA